GUUACCCUCGCUCUUGCAUGCACCGCUUUAACAACAACAACCACAGCAAAUUAACGAGUUAUUGACAAUGCCUCCAAAAAAGGGCCCCCAGAGGAAGAAAAUACAAGGGCCAGGAAAUAAAGCUGGUGUCAAAGCUAAGGACGGCUAUGACAAGACUGCUGCCUUACGAGGCCCCAUGAGGAGCCUGGAGGAACCCGAUGUGGAAGUGAAACCUGACAUAAUGGACCCACUGCAGGCCUUCAAAACAUUCUAUAAGGAAAAUAAUCUAAUAGAGGAAAUAGAAUGGAAAAAUUUCCUGGACCACUGCAUCAAGCCGAUGCCGAUGUCAUUUCGACUGGUUGAGAGUUACCACCUGUGCCCCUCGCAUAUAGACACCGUCCCAGGCAUACCCAGUCGAGCACAGACACUUCUGCAGUUCAUGAAAAAGAAGCUUGUGGAGACACUGUGCAAAAUAACUGUCAAUGCUUCAACCAAUGUGUCUCUGUCCCCCUUGACAUGGUACCCUAAUGAGCUGGGUUGGUUUCUUAAUAUCCCUCGUGCCGAUGCUGACAAGUAUUUGGGGCUGAAGAAAUUUACAGAGUUCAUAAAUUCACAGCCGACGCAGUGCCUGGAGACGUGGAGCAUGGUUCCCUCGGUGCUGCUGGAUGUGCAGCCUCAACACUGCGUGCUGGACAUGUGUGCUGCGCCGGGCUUCAUUGCCAGCCAGAUAGCCCAGCGCAUGCACCGCGACCCACAGCAGGCUGCCAACGGGGUGCUGAUCCUCAAUGACCUUUACAAGGCCAAGGAUGGUCUACACCUGCAUUGGACACAGGGCAUCAAGGCUGUGUCCUGCAACUAUGACGCAAAGACCUUCCCUGAUCUGUAUCUCACAGACAAGAAAUCCUUCAGCGAUAGGUUGCAGUAUGAUCAUGUCAUAUGCGAUGUCAAAUGCAGUAUGGAUGGCAUAAUGAGGAAGAACACUGGUCUACAGGACAACUGGAAACCCAAGUCAGCAUUGUAUCUUCACAGUGACCAGAAGGCCAUUAUGAAGCGUGCCCUUGAGCUGGUGAAGGUCAAAGGUUAUGUCCUAUACUCCACCACCUCUAUGAACCCUAUUGAGAAUGAGGCUGUCGUCAUGGCGAUUUUAGAAGAAUGUGCAGGUUCAGUGGUGCUGGCCGACUGUAGACCAAGAUUACAGGGCUUCAAAUUCAGGCCAGGACUCACCACAUGGAAGGUAAUGUCUGAAGAAGGUCUGAUUCUGGAAAGCUUUGAGCAGGCAGGCGUCGGGUUUCAAGGCACGUUCCCCACGUCUGUGUUCCCUCCUCCAAUAAAGGAGGCUAUGGCUUACCACAUGGAGAGAUGUAUCCGAGUAUUGCCCCAUGACAAUAACACAGCAGGCUUCUUCUGUGCAGUGUUUGUAAAGACCACAGAACUCAGUUGGAUACAAGCCAAAGUGAAAGAAGAGAAGCUAAAAGAAGAGGAGAAGCUGAAAGAAGAGAAGAAGCUGAAAGAUGAGAAGCAAAAUGAGGAAGCAAAAGCCAAGGAAACAGCUGAGCCAGAAAAUCAAACUGAUAAACCAGUCUCUAAGACUGCGCCCAAGAAGCUGCUGUGUCAGAUUUCAUGUGACCAGAUAGAGUGGAUUACGGAGACCACUGACCAAUCACUGAGGACGACAGUGAAGACGGUUACCAAGACCUUUCCACGCCCUCCACCCAUGCUGGAUCCCAACUAUGUUGCACCAAAGCCACCACAACUCUUGGCUUCAUUUAGAGAUCCACUUGCUUUUCUUGAAAAGUAUGAUGAACAAUGGUUGACAAUCAAAGAGUUUUUCAAGAUUAAUGACACAUGGGAUCCCACAUGUCUGAAGUUCAGUGGAGAAAACGAGCUGUACCACUCUACAAAGACCAUCAAGACCCUGGUGCAGUAUAACAAGAACAACUUCAUCAAGAACUUUGGAAAGCAGUUUGGGGUUAAGUUUUUCUACGAGCUCCCUUAUGUUCCAUUUGAAGUGAAGUCACCAUGCCCCGUCAUGAUGACAAAUGAGGCGCUGGGACUGCUGUACCCAUUCAUUGGCCGCCAGCUUGUGAACAUCGACCGUGACGACCUACUUAGACUGGCGUACUAUGAGACAGUGAAGAUAACCAGUCUGAGUACACAGGCGCAAACUGACAUUGCGGCCACAGAUCAGGGUUGUAUCCUGUUUAUCUACAAACCCAAGAACAUCCAUAGUGUGCCAUUGUGUAACAUAGCCUUGUGUGGUGUGCAUAAUGAGGAGUUGUGUAUGUACUCACCGCUGCAGCGUGAGGAGAGAGCUCUGUUCCUUCUGGCAGGCAUGGACAGAGAGGACUAUGAACGCCGUCUCACUGAAGAGAAGCUGGCAAAGAUAAUGGCCAAGGAUGCAGCCAUGGACACGUCAUAGCUCCAGGAAAGCACGGUGACAUAGCUUUGAACAAUACCUUUGUAUCCACUCAGAAACUGAGUUGUUUGAACAAUAUGUGUUCAGAGUGUUUGACAUACACAUACAGUUAUAGUGGAACAUUGACAUUAAGAGUGUGCACAUUUCUUUGACAUUUUUAUGGAUCUGUUUUUGGAAUUAACUAUAGGUGUUUGUAUAACUGUGACACAGAGUCAAGUCCAAGUAUUUCACAUCUUUGAAAUGUAUUGUUGCAUGAUACUGUAAAAGAAAAUCUAAAAAAGAAAAGAUUUUUGUAUUUAAAUUGUGGUAUUGUUUGUUGUAUCUUUGUUACAGAACCGGAUGUUUAAGAAAAACAUUUUCAGUUUGUAUUGUUGAUAAAUAAUUAUGAUCAAAUAUAAGAAGAAUUAAGGGACACUGUAUCUGUGACAUUGAGAUUUAUGUUGAUCAAACUGUUUAUUUCCAUUGUUGUUAAAGUCUUAUAAUGCUUAUCAUGAUAUAGAGGUCAGAAUGUCAGUUAACUGUAUUUGCAUGUGUUUCCUUAAUUCCUAUCUUAUCUGGACAGUAAAAGUGUUAUUCUUCGGGCAAUAUCAAAUAACUUGCCACUAAUCAUCAUGAACAGACAGUGAUUCUGCAGGACCUCGCUCCCAAGCUCAAAGGUCAAGGUUAAAUGGGGAGGUCAAAGGUCAAUUAUGUAAAAAAAAAGCUUGUCUGCAGUACAACUUCAUCAUUCAUCUGGCUUUUUAACCCUUUGCAUGCUGGGAAAUUUGUCGUCUGCUAAAAUAUUGUCUGCUGAAUUUCUAAAAUUAGCAUUUUCUUCGAUUUUUUUCAAUGAAUACUAUAAAAAUAGCAAAUGGUUUGGAUCCUGAUGAGACGCCACAUUCUGUGGCGUCUCAUCUGGAUCCAAACUGUUUGCAAAGACCUUUAAAAUUCGGUUCCCGCACUUAAAGGGUUAAAAAUUACGUGCACACAUGAUCACUGAAAUAAGGCCAUUGUCUCUGGCUCAAUGAUCAAAAUCAGACUUAGGUCAAAGGUCAUUAAUGGGCAUAACACAGCUAAUUAGGACAUAAACUUAACAUGCAAUUUAGAAAUAAUUUGAACAAGUUACUGGUGACAGUCUGUCCUGUACAAGGCUCGUUUCCCUCAAAGGUCAAUGUUACACUUAGAUCAAAGGCACAGCUUGACAUGGACUGAAACUAAAUUUUUCAAUUUUAAAAUAAAUUGUCACAAAUGAUAAGCAUUUGCAGAGAGCAUGGUUUUUGUUUAAUGUGACCAUAGCGCAAAGGUAAAACUUAUAGGUCAAAUGUUUCUCAAGCUCAGAGGUCAAGGUAAAAUAUGGGCUCAACUUUUCUAGACUGGAACUUCAUAGAAAAUUUGAUUUUUUUAAUAAUAAGAAGCGUUCUUAUCAACAUGCUCGACACGUUACUGGCAGGCAUCAAGUGGAUGAAAUUCAUACAUUUCAAAUGUAUAUUGUGCAUCAAUUAAUGUCUUAAACUAAAUCAUUUUUGAAACACCUUGUUUAAUUUUGUUAAUCAAUUGAACUUUUUUAAAAUGGUUCAAAAUAAGUACUGUUUCAUUGAUGAUAUAUUGCAACCAAAUUGUUUAUUUUUCUAUCGAACAAACAUUGUUUGGACAUUUCUUUCUAUAAUGCAACAUCUUUUUCAUCCUCGAUUAAAUAUACUUUUUAGCAUAAA
Messenger RNA from Dreissena polymorpha, 4086 nucleotides. RefSeq names its product RNA cytosine-C(5)-methyltransferase NSUN2-like. Gene Ontology annotation, cellular component: cytoplasm; nucleus. The record is from RefSeq and is a predicted model, not a curated record. The transcript is spliced from 21 exons. The coding region runs from base 68 to 2398 and encodes 776 amino acids. Gene Ontology annotation, molecular function: tRNA (cytidine-N5)-methyltransferase activity; tRNA binding. Gene Ontology annotation, biological process: tRNA methylation. Lineage: Eukaryota; Metazoa; Mollusca; Bivalvia; Myida; Dreissenidae.